AUGAGCGCUCUUGCCAUUCCAAGGCUCAGCCUUCUUGCAACUGUCCCCGAGGAGGCUUUUCACCUGCGGCCACUUGGCCUCGGGGAUAUUGCUGCAAUCCACUCUCACAAAGUCGCGCCCUUGGUCAUUGUCGUUUUCGUCGAAAACAGACAUGCAGCUGUCGUAUUUGGCAGUGAGGUCUGCCGCCAUGCUACUGCCGUCGGUGUAGUGGACGGGCUCACAAACGUACUUGACGUAACCGUUCUUCUUGUUUUCGUCCUUGACAACCGCUACGAACCGGCCCCCGGGUCCUUUUGCAGCCUUGUGGUAAGCACGCGAAUCCAGGGUCUUGUCCUUGGGAAAGCACGCGUCUUUCUCAUACGUGACAGGCUGUCCCAUGAUCUUAUCCGUGCAGAUUAG
Molecule: messenger RNA, 399 nt
Organism: Penicillium riverlandense
Lineage: Eukaryota; Fungi; Ascomycota; Eurotiomycetes; Eurotiales; Aspergillaceae
Exons: 1
Coding region: 1-399 (132 amino acids)
Source: RefSeq, a predicted model, not a curated record